GAAUCUGCACCACUGAUCGCUGGAACGGGCUGCGUGUGGAGAUGGCUGAUGAGGCGUUGCAUCUGUGUCCGUUCAAUUACUAUUUUUUCUCCCCUCUCUUUCUCCCUCCCUUCCUAUAGUCCAGGUUUUUAUAUUUUACAUAAGAAUGCGCGAGUUCGACAUUACGGGCACUAACGUUUCGUCUCCGAGAUGUAUGGCACAAUGUGACAAAAUGUAAUUAAACGAAUUGUUUAAUUGAAAGAAUAAGUGGCGAGUGUGUCGGGUCGCUCAAUUAUGUUCCGAGAAGUGACAAAGGUACAACGAGCGAGCAAGGUUUAUCUUCGGACGAAGCUGCGGUCUUAUUAUUUACGUGUACUGUAUUAAAACUUUGACGUUCACCGGGGCGUUCGUACACGGAAUCGUCAUUGAUGUCGUCGAAUUUUCUAAUAGCCGCGCUUACCACCCGAGUACAUUUCAGAAAUGCUAACGGGACGCAGCUAACAUUGGAGGAGAAAGCAAGCUCGAGCCUGUCAAAUGCCAACAUCAUAAACUUCGCGUUGCGAAGCGAGCGGCAUUUCAAUGUCAGUUUGUGCUUAACGUUGGUCUGCGCAAUUCUUCUUACAUGGAUUGUCUCGGGAGCUUUCGUCUCUCUCGUCGUAUCGGCGUGUAUUCUGUUACUGCAAUGUAAAUCGUUCGUCACCUCGAUCAAACAGGAUACGUUGUUGGUUGUCGAAUCAGUGGGUGUACAUAUCGAGAGGAAGAGAGGCUUUGGCAUCCUCACGUCGACAGAGUUCUUGCCAUGGGACGUGGUGGAAGAUAUAUUCAUCAAUGAGGUCAUAAAAGGACAAAGAGUGCUCUACUGCCUUACGUUUAUCGUGAACGAAUCGGUCGGUAGACAGGGUUCGAGAAGAUUAGUUCCGUUGUUUCAAGAUUUGUUACCCGAAAGAAAAUGCCUGGAAUACAUGUACCAACGCUUAGCCAGCUUGAUUGGAUCGACAAAACGAAAGAGUCUCUGUUAGUCAUUCCUGGCGCUUAUUGGCUGUGCCACAAGAAGAGCAUAUACAAGUUUAUCUUUAGAUACCACCGCACAAUGAAAAAUACCACGCGAUUUUCAUACGGACGAGAAUUAUUCAAGAUCAUUAGGAGAAUCAUCAAGUGUCAUCCGACGCAGGGUCAACAAUUUGGUACCCAGCACCUUCUCGUCACUUACAACUGUACAUUUUGGACUCGACAGGACAAGAUGUUUGCAAUAAUGAAAUUCCAGCAGCGCAAUAACGCUGCGGCGUUUUCACACGCGUUUGUAUUAACGAUAAAGACUUUUCCUUCGUUGGAGCACUCGUUAUUUGAUUUGAAGUAUCCGAUUGUGAAAGAAGCUGACGCAGGUACUACUUUUAAAGAUUUGAAUGCCUCCUUGGAUACCGAGGAGAAAAUUAUCAGUACUGUGAUACCUGCCACUGACAAGACGUCUUCAAGAAAAUCCGCGAUAUGUCAAAGUAAAAAAAUAGAUCAAAUUGCAACAUACAAUGCUAUUGAGGAUAUGUUGAGCGAAGCUUUGAAAACAACAAUUGAUUCUAAUUUUAAAGAUGAUGGCAUAAGGGACUCUGCAAUCUUUCAAGAAAAUCUGGGUGAGAGAAGUGACACAACAGCGGAAAUGCAGCUUGAUAAUACGGAACAUAAUACAAAAUUUCGUUACAUACAAGAAAGUAAGUCUGUAAACUGUAAUGCUGAAAGAUGUGGGAAAAAUUUAGAACAACUUUCUAUUGAUGGUUUACAAGAACAAUCCUUAAGAGCGAAGGAAAUAGAUGAAACUGAAAUUGAAAAUGCACAAAUAAAAGAGGACAAAAAAUCAAACUUAGCAAUACAAAAACAAACCCAACAUAUUCAAGAUGUUCAGAAAUAUAAAGUAUCUUCUUCGUCGAAACCUUUUACAGAAACAAAAGAUAGCAAUGAUUGGCUGCUAUCAAAUAAACUCCAUUUUGAUGAAAAGUUAAUAGAGAAAGAUGAUACGUGCACUACCAUUAACAAAGACAGUUUAGAUGAUGAUAAAAAGACGUCUAGAGAAAUUAUAGGUCCUAACAAUGUACCGAGAUAUCAAUAUUUUACUGAGAUGGAGGUAGAAGAUGUAGAAUCUAACUCGAUUAUGGAUCAACAUAAGAAUCUGCAGACUGAGAUGAAGAAUAUAAAUAAAGGUUGUGUUCCAAAAACGAUUAAAGAAAAUAGCAAGUCUACACGCACGAAGCAAAAGGAAAUUUACAAUAAAAUGACAAACUUAGAAUAUCAGGCAAAUGACGGACAGCAUACUGGAACUUCACUGAAUACUGACGAUAAACAAUCGGGAGAUAAUAUGCACAGUAAGUCGUGCAAGACUCGUAAACAAAAAAGUAGGGAAUCCGAGAGAAAAACCAUACCUGACAAGGUUCUGCGUUCCUCUAAUAUUACCGAUUUAGUGAUGGAGGGCCUAAUGUUUACUAUACGACAAGAUCAGGAUAGCGUGGCCGUCAUUGAACAAAAGACCAAAUUAGAAGUGGAUGAAGUCUUGGAAAAUUCUGAGAAAGUUGAAACGAAGGCUGGAGAAAAGUGUCUGUUAAAUUCCAGCUUACUGAGAUUGGAGAACUUGGUAACCAUGAUAGAUUCUCCACGCAAUAGAAACGAACAAUAUAAGAAUCGCCAUGGAAUCAGCAAAAGUGCAAAUCCACCAUCGUUUAAUACUUAUUCUAACGACGCUGUACACAAUGUAAAUAUUAAUUUCGUAGAUACGGGAAUGUACAGAUUAAGCGUGUCCAAUUAUGAUAGACAUAGCGCGAGGAAUCAUUUAAAUCUGUAUCAGCAUCCAUGCGUUCCCUCUAACAUUAAGAAUAAUAGUGAUAGUUGCUUAGCAGGAAUUGUGACAGAACAUGAACAAUUCAAGGAAAGGCAAGAUUGUGACAACAAGCGAGACAAAAGACAUAAAAAUAAUAUCGAAUUGAGAAAACAAGGGGAUGUUAUUCCCGAGACUUCAUCAUCUAAGAAACUUAAUGCAUGCCUGCGAGAUACGAAUUCACCGAUGAUCACAGAUAUCGAAGACAGCCAUAAGGAAUCGAUGGAAGGAUAUUAUAAUUCGCUGCCACCGUAUUCCUCAUUAAAUCCAAAUGAAAUAGCUACGAAGACAACUUCUGUAAUCUCUAAGGAAUCCAGUUUAAUGAAAUCACUUCGGCAGGAGGUAAAUGUACCGAGGAUAGUUUCGGAUAAGGCUAUUACUAUUGAGCAAAUGCCACCAGCCUUGCAGAAGACCCUGCGACACACAUGCAGAGCACGCAGGUUUUCCUCAACAAUUAAUAGUGAAACGUUGCGGCAGAACGAGCGGAAACUGCAACACGUGGCGUUAUCGAAGAACACGAUUUCCGAAGCGGAUGUCUUAUUAAAGGACAAUAGUAUGGAUCCCAAUAUAGCGAAUAACUCAUUGUCUACGAAAUUGACAAUUAAUUCUGAAAAAGUAAAGAGUGACGGCGUGGAAGCUUGCGUAACGCUCGAUGAGGAUGUUCCAAGACCCAAUAGAGAUACGCGCGUGAGGAGUUCGAAGAGAAAAAACGAGACUCGCACCUUACGAAAGGAUUCGUCAUCGAAGCGCGGUUCGCCAAGAAAAUUACAGGAUAUCACGGAGGAGUUUUAUUACGACUUGUUGCAUGUACAUAACAAAGACAAUGCCAUUCGACAGAGAUGCCUGAGACAGAAACAAAGAUCGUUGAACAAUCUCGACAACGUGAAGAGUGGCGGCAAAGUUCGUAUAGAAAUGUUAAAGUUUAUUCAGGACAUCACGGAGGGUGCUAGAGUAGUGGUGAGACGGCUGAAUAUAGACAAUAAAUCCAAUUUGUUAGGGAAAAAUUCUAAUUUAAUUUAACAUUUUUAAUAUUUUAUUAUAAUAAAUAUUUAAUUUGACUAUGUAAAAUUUUAACUAUGUGCGCUCAUUAAAAAUUCAGUCCGUAAGGGAAUAGUUUUACUUCACUCGCACUCGCGUGCAUUAUAUGUAUAUUACAUGUUCUUCAUCACGACGAAUU
Molecule: messenger RNA, 4013 nt
Organism: Vollenhovia emeryi
Lineage: Eukaryota; Metazoa; Arthropoda; Insecta; Hymenoptera; Formicidae
Exons: 5
Coding region: 929-3856 (975 amino acids)
Source: RefSeq, a predicted model, not a curated record